Camelina sativa (false flax) is the source of this 1560-nucleotide messenger RNA. Its product is annotated as exonuclease DPD1, chloroplastic/mitochondrial. Gene Ontology annotation, biological process: DNA catabolic process. Gene Ontology annotation, cellular component: cytoplasm. NCBI's taxonomy places the organism in Eukaryota, Viridiplantae, Streptophyta, Magnoliopsida, Brassicales, Brassicaceae. Gene Ontology annotation, molecular function: nucleic acid binding; 3'-5'-DNA exonuclease activity. The record is from RefSeq and is a predicted model, not a curated record.
UCAUUUUUCUCCUUCUGGGUCAUUUUAAGAUUCUCUGAAAAUUUAAGCCAAAGUUCGUACCUUUCUUGGUCUCUCCUCGAUGAGCGAUUUGAAUAAAGCUUAAAUCUUCAUUUCUGCAAUUCCUCAGUCGUUUUCUAAUCAAAAUCUAAAUUACCGUUUCUAUUUGAUUUGUUUGGAUGCUGACACAAUUAGGGGAGAGCUAUGAUUUUUUAUUUGCUUCUUAGAUGUUCAAACGAUGCUAAAGAUUUGAAAUUUGAAGAUUGCAAUAGUCGUCUCUGGAGGCAGUUGUCUUCACGAACAGAGGAGACAUUGUCUCUUUGAUUCUUCUUGAGCUUAUUUAGGGAGAGAAAGCGAGAGAGGGUCUGAUGUGUGUCUCAAUCUCGCAAGUCUCUAGACUUAGAUUCCAUUCAUUUGGAAGUUCUUGCUGUGAACGUGUUCAUGGCUGGCUCAAGAACAGCUCAAGCCUGAAGCUGCUUGAUGUUAGAGCUUCUUCGGUUGAUGGUAAAGCCAGAUGGGUCAGACGAAACGUGAGUACAACUACACAAGGUAGUAGAAGCAACAACACUAAGAGCAGUGUGUUGGGAGGAACAAUUCCUGUAACCAGGAUUAUAGAUGAAGAGAGCAGGACCAAGAUACAGCAGCAGCCUUUUGGAAAUCUUCAGCAACGGCUUUCCCAAGACAAAGAUCUGCCUAAACUCCUCACGGUUAUAGUCUCUGAUCUUGAGACAACCGGCUUUAAUAGAACGAAGGAGCGGAUAAUUGAAAUUGCAGCACAGGAUUUAGCUGGUGGUGAGAACAGCACAUUUCAGACUCUCGUCAACCCGGGAUAUGUUCCUGUAACUAACACACAUAUCCACGGAAUCAGGAAUGAUAUGGUUCGUCGACCCGAGGUUCCAAGGAUGGAAGACCUGAUACCCAUAUUUCUGCGGUAUGUUGAGAGUCGACAGAAGCCUGGAGGCUAUGUGAUGUUAGUUGCACACAAUGGAAAGUCAUUUGACUUCCAGUUUUUGAUCAAUGAGUUUAACCGUUGUUCUUUCGAGAUUCCUCAUAAUUGGUUGUUACUCGACUCGCUCCCACUCGGCAGAGAGCACAUGAAAAUUAUAGACCCAACAGUAAAGCCAAAAGCAGGAUUAGAAGUUCUUGCAGAACACUAUAGUCUUACAAGGGAUGGUGACGCUCACAGAGCCAUGUCAGAUGUUUUACUCCUAUCUCAGGUGUUCCAGAAACUCACCAUUGAUCUCAAGCUCUCCGUUUCUGAUCUCGUUCUCCGCUCUCACACUGCAUCCGAUAUCGCGACUGCCAUGGCCAAGAACAAGAAGGCCUGAGACAUUUUUAGACAGCUAGCUAAGCUUCUUUUGGGAUAUUCAUCUCUCAUUCUAUUAUCAAAUGUAUUCUCUGCAAUUAUGUAACCAAUUAUUUAAUUUGAUUCUAAAAUCAAUCAACCUAAAUAAAAAGAUGUAACUUUUUAUACAGGACCCAAAACCACAAUCCUUGUAAGAAAGAUUAGUUGUUUAACUUUGUCAAAAGGAAUCCAGAGGUAUCAAUCAAUGGUGUGUGGAA